AUGGUGACGUUAUCGGGGUGGUUCCCUGCUCACGCGUUGCUUGUUCUGCUGGCCGUGGCCGUGCUCGCGGCGCACGCUACACCCAGGGAAAGGGAGCUCCAAGAUGACGGGUUGGCACUGACUCCCUUCGGCUACUGGCCCGCUGCCUGCGUCCACGCCGCUCCCAACGGAGCCCAUGUGGAGACGACGGCCAAGGGGCUGGUGCGCAUCGUGCACCCCGACGGAUCGGAGCACCACCACCAGCCGUGCGCCUCCCGCUACUCGCCUUCUCGCCUCCAAGAGCUGAAGCAGCACGCGCAGGCCAAGCGAGGACAGGGCAACGGCUGGCAGGUCUACACGCUGCAACAGUUCAGCAACAAUGUGACCUCGCUGCUGGGCCAGUGGCCCGUACCGCCAGCACCUGAGAACUUUGACCAGCAGACUGUGUUCCUCUUCACGGGGAUGCAGAACAUCAACUGGAUCCCUCCCCAGCCGCAUCCCGGGACUCCUUUCGACAUCAUUCAGCCUGUGCUCCAGUACGGGCCGAGCGCUGCGGGUGGUUGGGACUACUGGGCGAUUGCGUCGUGGUACGUCACGCUCACCGACGAUGUCGUCUACAGCGACAUCCAGACCGUCCAGUCCGGCGACGUCAUUUUCGGCAACAUGACCAAGGUGGGCGCUGACGCCUGGUACAUCAACACGGUGGACGUCACCUCUCAGAUCAACUCGGCGAUCACCGUCUCCCGCCCUAUUCUCGCCACCCAGCCCUGGAUCUAUGUGACGCUCGAGGCCUACGGCAUCUACGAUUGCUCGCUCCUGCCCACGGGCACCGUUCCCUUCACCAAGCUCCAGCUGACCGUGGAGCGCGAACUCACGACACCCAAGUGGGAGACUGGCAACCAGAACCCCUUCUGCACGACCACAAUCAAGGUGACCGACCCAUCCACCGUUGUCAUCGGCUUCCAGUAG
Acanthamoeba castellanii str. Neff is the source of this 948-nucleotide messenger RNA. RefSeq lists its product as uncharacterized. The record is from RefSeq and is a predicted model, not a curated record. Lineage: Eukaryota; Discosea; Longamoebia; Acanthamoebidae. The transcript has 9 exons. Bases 1 to 948 code for a protein of 315 amino acids.